AUGAAGAACAGCUUGGGAUGCACAAUUCCUGGUUUCUCGCCUCAUUUUAAUCCACAUGACAACAACUAUCAUAGACCUCAGCGAUUUGUAUUUAGAAAUGGAAUACCAUUGGAAGAAGACUCAGAUGCCAAAGCUCCAAAAAUUUCUCGUGCCGCUCGUUUACUAGGGAAUGAUAUGUUCAAUUACAAUGCUGCACCAGUUUUAACAUUUGGAGCAUAUUAUCGAGAUCCACUUGGUGAAGGCUUUAAAUCGACUACAAGAUAUCGAAAAUGCAACGUGUUAUACUUUUUAGAUGACGAUGAUAUGAAGAUCUAUGAGCCUCCUCAGAAGAAUAGCGGAUUGCCUCAAGGAUGCAUAGUCGCCAAAGGGAAAUUUAUAAAACCUGAAGGGGGUUUCUACACCAUAGACGAUCUAAAUAUAGGAGAAACUUUAUUCGUGAACGGAAGGGAGUAUAAACUAAUUAACUGCGACAGCUUCACCAGGAAUUUUUUGAUUGAAAUGGGAUACAGAGUGCGAUCGCCUCAGCCCGAUCCUGUCGAUCCUAUAACUGAAGAUAGAAAUGAAAUGAAUUCCCUGCGUUCUUAUCGAAAACCAUAUGUCAAGGAUUAUAAAGUGGCAACAUUUCUGAAAAACCAUCCGAAACAUUUGCGUUUCUAUGGCGUCUACGGAGAAGACAAGCAUCUGUUCGAGGAGGAAAGAGAGUGCACUCUCUAUUAUGAUCUUGCUCAUGGAACUAUACAGCUCGUAGAGGAGCGAAAUGUCAACAAAUGGAUUGAUGGAAGAUUUGAUACCAAAGUUUUGCUACGGCCUACAAAAGUUCCAAAGAGAAUGAACAUUGAGAUUUCUCUGGAAAAUGGGUUGAUAGCGGGACAGAGGUGA
This is a messenger RNA of Argiope bruennichi, 879 nucleotides long. RefSeq names its product EF-hand domain-containing family member C2-like. The record is from RefSeq and is a predicted model, not a curated record. The transcript has 6 exons. Bases 1 to 879 code for a protein of 292 amino acids. NCBI's taxonomy places the organism in Eukaryota, Metazoa, Arthropoda, Arachnida, Araneae, Araneidae.